AUGCUGCAGCAGACGCUGAAGAUCGCCCUCCGCGCUCUGCCGUCCAAAGACGCCAUUGUGCAAUCCGAAGGAUUGGUGCCAGGAGAUCAGACGCUGGAUGAGAAGCGAUCGCUCUGCGAGCGCGACGCUCCUCCCGCGGCCACGGAGGCACUGGACGUGGUGCACUGCAUCUUCGACAUGAUGAAGAAAACGGGGCGAUGGGAUGCAAAGAAGGCCUGA
Effrenium voratum is the source of this 219-nucleotide messenger RNA. The record is from the annotation of a GenBank genome assembly. NCBI's taxonomy places the organism in Eukaryota, Dinophyceae, Suessiales, Symbiodiniaceae.